UGUAGCAGCCAGGGACACCGCGGACGCUCUCCGCGUGCUGACAGAAGCCAUGCGCGGUGUCGCCUCAACCUCAGAAGACAUCGAGGUCAGACGGCAAGUGAUCGACAACGCCUGUGACGUCAUCGACAAGUCGACGCAUCUACUGGAGGAGACGAAGCGAGCCAUGAACGACCCAGAAAACCCUGAGAACCAGGCUCGACUUAAUAAGGUGGCCAAGGCUGUGUCGAGUGCGCUCAAGAACUGUGUGAACGCCCUUCCCGGACAGAGAGACGUGGAUAACGCCAUCAGACAGAUCACAGACUCGAGCCAGAAGCUGGCGUCCACCAAGUACCCGAGCACAGACCGCACGUUCCAGGAGAUCCAGAUCGAGAUCAACAACGCCGCUGUCAAUCUCAACCAGGCCGCCAGUGACAUCGUCACCGCAUCUCGUGGCACACCUAAACAACUCGCCGAGUCAUCUCGCGAGUACAGCUCGUCUUACUCAGAGUUCAUCAAAUCUGGACUCACCAUGGCAGGUCUGUCCAAGGAUGGAGACACACAGAACCAGAUUGUGGGCGGACUGAAGAACGUCUCCAUGGUUUCAAGUAAACUGCUGCUGGCCGUCAAAUCUGUGUCGGCUGAUCCAAACGCUCCCAACACCAAGAAUCUGCUCUCGCAGGCCGCCAGAGCGGUGACAGAAAGCAUUAAUCAGCUGAUCAACGUCUGUACUGUGUCGGCUCCAGGACAGAAGGAGUGUGAUAACGCCCUCAGACAGAUACAGAUGAUGAAAUCUAUGCUGGAGAGUGCCAAUGAGCCAGUGACCGACCUGUCGUAUUUCGAAUGUCUGGACUCCGUCAUGGAGAAAUCUAAGCUGUUGGGAGACUCUAUGACUGGGAUCACGAACCAUGCCAAGAAGGGCGACCUGGAGAACUUCUGUGACUCCGUGGGGAACUUCUCAACAUCUGUUUGUGGACUCACUGAGGCCGCCUCACAGGCGGCCUACCUUGUGGGCAUUGCUGAUGGAGCGUCAGAGCCCUGAAGGCCCGGGCUGGUGGACCAGUCCCAGUUUGCCCGGGCUAACCAGGCCAUACAGAUGGCGUGUCAGAACCUGGUUAACCCGGCCAGCUCCCAGCAACAGGUCCCUAUCCAGUUUCUGACAGUCCAUCGCCGUGGUUAUACCUGUCCGCCACUGUCUCACGCAAUGCCAUAUCUACCCGCUCCUAUUCAACAUGCCCGUGAUGGAGACUUUGGACAACAGAAAACUUAAACAUUUUAUUGUUCUUGUUAUGUAUAAAUUAUGUAUAUUUGUUUGGUUUUAUUUUAUAUAAAAAUUGUAAAUAUAAAUCGAAUCCUGUUGUGUUUGACUGAACAGUCACGAUGGCUGUCGUGACAAGCCUACUCG
This is a messenger RNA of Magallana angulata, 1381 nucleotides long. RefSeq names its product talin-2-like. NCBI's taxonomy places the organism in Eukaryota, Metazoa, Mollusca, Bivalvia, Ostreida, Ostreidae. The transcript is spliced from 8 exons. The record is from RefSeq and is a predicted model, not a curated record. Gene Ontology annotation, biological process: cell-cell adhesion. Gene Ontology annotation, molecular function: actin filament binding; integrin binding. Bases 50 to 1018 code for a protein of 322 amino acids. Gene Ontology annotation, cellular component: focal adhesion; plasma membrane.